CGCUCUGCGUGCUCUCUCUCUGCACCGCGCGCGGUCGCUCUCUCAGUGUAUCCUGCAAAUCCCUGCACCGUGUCAGUUUUCCGCACCAAUCGUCGUACCAGUCUCUGCGCCUUCCUCCGCUUCGUUAUUUUCUCGCGCUCGCUUGUUGGCAGAAAAAUCUUCCGCAACGCGAGAUUCGUUUUUCCUUGCUUCCCAAUCAACAUUCCCUACAAACCGCCUCCAGCUGUCCCUUGCAUUGUGCUCUGCUUUUAGCUUCUUCCGUAUAAUUCGUAGCAGAGGCCUCAACGCAUUUGUUGUACUGCUGACAAGCUUCACGAAUGUAGGUACGAUUUUGAUGUGUGGGGCAUGAAGUAAAAAACUAAAGAAAAAUAAAGAAAAACAUAGCUGCCUAGCAAGAUAUUGAUUUCUCAAGCAAAUUCGUUGAUCAAGGAUGUCAUACAAUCCAAAAGUUUGCAAAGCAUUUAGUGCAAUGAGAGCUUUAGGCAUUAAAGACGAAGUUGUGAAACCUGUCCUGAAGAAUCUUUUGAAAUUGUAUGAUAAAAAUUGGGAACUUAUUGAGGAGGAUAAUUAUCGGACUCUUGCAGAUGCCAUUUUUGAGUACGAGGAAUCUAAGGAAGUGGAAGAUGUCAAGGAGGAUAGAGGGCCUGAACCGCCCCAUAAAAGACUGCAUUUGGAACAGCAGGAAGACCAGGUUUCUUCUACAAUGGAAUAUUCAGGUUCAAUGGUUGUCCUAGAAGAGGGUGAGAUACCCUUAAUUUCCUGCAGACAAGAAGUAAUGGAGUCAUCUCUACAGAAUUCAGGAGAUAGAAGAACUGAAUCUAGCUAUUGUCGGCCUCAUGCACAGUCAAACGAUAGGGGAAAGGCUCCUGUAUCUUCUCAUUUGGUUCCUAGAGAUAAAAAAUCAACUUCUGAUAGGGGAAAGGCUCAUGUAUCUUCUCAUUUGGUUCCUAGAGAUAGAAAAUCAACUUCUGAUAGGCCACCAAGUGGAGUGCAGUUUAAACAGUCAAUGAAUGAACGUGCUUCUGUCAAUAUGCAGACGGAAGGGCCACCUCGUAAAAAACACAAUGAAACUUUCAUUAAACUAGAAACUGAGCAAUUCGUUACUGAAUUGCCAACUUUCACUGUGCCAACUUCAAUGGUCCAUUCAGCUCUUCCAAGCUCACUGGAGGGUUCUUCAACAGGAUAUAGUUCUUUCAAAUCCCAGUUAUCCCAAUAUAUGGACAACAAGGAUGAUGGUUCUGCACACAAUUGUGGUACAAGCUGUGAGAGUAAUUUUGAUAUUGCUUCCUCGCCCUUGGGGGAAGUGAAAAUUUCUCUCAACUGUCACUCUGUCAUUGGGCAAUCUAAUUUCCACAUUCCGAAGUUAGACGCAGUCUUAAAAUUUGUAGAGGAUAAGUAUCUCAGAACAUACAAAAUUGUUGGGCCCCAGUUUUCUGUGGUGAAGUUAUUGAAAGAUUUGUGUGAAUAUUACCUGGAAUUGGGUACCAAUUCUAAUGACAGGUCUGCAAUAAUUAAGUCUUCGGCCAAAGUGAACAUGGAUGGUCGUGGUGGUCAUCAUCACAUCAUAAGGCUACGCGAUGCUGUGAAUAUUGGUAAUUUUAAAAAGGAUUCAGACAAUAAGGAAGUAAGCUGUCAUGGAUCUUCAAGUUCACGUAAUUUGGUUGUUCGUCAGCGCCAGACAUUCUCUCCUAAAGAAAAGAAGCCCUAUCGUAAGAUCAAUGACAUAGCAAAAGGCUCAGAGAAGGUGAAGAUUUCAUUGGUAGAUGAAAUUGGCUGUAAGAAACUGCCCAAGUUCGUUUACAUACACCAAAAUACUGUCUAUCAAAAUGCAUAUUUACAUUUCUCGCUGUCUCGGAUUGCGGAUGAGGACUGCUGCCCAAGUUGUUCAGCAGAUUGUCUUUCAUCAUCAAUACCUUGUGCAUGUGCUCGUGAAACUGGGGGAGAGUUUGCCUAUACUUCACAAGGCCUGCUAAGAGAAGAAUUUUUAAGAAAUUGUAUUUCUAUGAAACGGAAACCACAAAAGCAUCAUAUUGUUUAUUGUCAAGACUGCCCACUGGAGAGGUCUUACAACGAACAGAUGCCUGAACCAUGCAAGGGUCAUUUGGUUAGGAAAUUCAUAAAAGAAUGCUGGAGAAAAUGUGGCUGCAAUAUGCGGUGUGGAAAUCGAGUAGUACAGAGAGGUAUUACCUGCAGUUUGCAGGUAUUCUUGACAGAGGAAGGAAAAGGUUGGGGUGUUCGAACAUUGGAGGUAUUGCCUAGAGGUACAUUUGUUUGUGAGUAUGUUGGUGAGAUUUUAACCAACAUGGAGUUGGAUGAGCGGAAUAAGGAAAGAAAUGAUGAGAGACAUACAUACCCGGUGCUGCUUGAUGCAGAUUGGGGUUCAGAAGAAUUUUUGAAGGAUGAAGAGGCACUUUGCCUGGAUGCAACCUUAUAUGGAAAUGUUGCUAGGUUUGUAAAUCAUAGAUGCUUUGAUGCAAACUUGAUAGAGGUUCCUGUUGCAGUUGAGACCCCUGAUCACCAUUACUAUCAUCUUGCCUUUUUCACAAACAGAGAUGUAGAUGCUUUGGAAGAGCUAACAUGGGACUAUGGUAUUGAUUUUGAUGACCAUACCCACCCUAUUAAGGCAUUUAUGUGUCGUUGUGGAAGCCCAUUUUGCCGAGACAAGAAGCGCAGAGAAAGUAAAGGGAGCAAGGAAGAAGAAGCUGAACACCGUUGUUUUUACAAGGUUCGGCCGCAGCUUACGUCCUUGCCCCAAGCAACCCGCUGUGAGGAUUUCCUUUACCAACUUCGUUAUCAGGUACAGUGUCAACCUCUACAAAGAUUAGAUGACCAACAACUGAUUGGGAUGGGAAGUUAUACCAAAACUGUUGUUGUCGCAUGACAUUACGAUAAUAGACACUAUUUUGGACAAUCUUUGGUCCAUUUUUGUCAUGCUGUGGUAUAUAGCAGUCUUCUAUUUACCAUUAAAAGAAAUAUACGCAAAGGAGUUGAGAGAUAUUUGGGGAUUGUGGUUGAAGCUUUGAAGUUAUUCUGGUCAUAAUCGUUGUUCUUGGGGUGGUGGUUGAACACAGAUAUCCACAUAUAUUGUAAUGAGCAAACAGCCCUUUCUUUUUGUACUCAUAAUCAGCGACUGUUUUGAUC
Molecule: messenger RNA, 3141 nt
Organism: Malania oleifera
Lineage: Eukaryota; Viridiplantae; Streptophyta; Magnoliopsida; Santalales; Ximeniaceae
Product: probable inactive histone-lysine N-methyltransferase SUVR2
Exons: 10
Coding region: 431-2881 (816 amino acids)
Cellular component (GO): nucleus
Molecular function (GO): zinc ion binding; histone methyltransferase activity; protein binding
Source: RefSeq, a predicted model, not a curated record